Messenger RNA from Penicillium oxalicum, 636 nucleotides. RefSeq lists its product as uncharacterized. The record is from RefSeq and is a predicted model, not a curated record. The transcript has 2 exons. Gene Ontology annotation, molecular function: rRNA primary transcript binding. Gene Ontology annotation, cellular component: ribonuclease MRP complex. The coding region runs from base 1 to 636 and encodes 211 amino acids. Lineage: Eukaryota; Fungi; Ascomycota; Eurotiomycetes; Eurotiales; Aspergillaceae. Gene Ontology annotation, biological process: maturation of 5.8S rRNA from tricistronic rRNA transcript (SSU-rRNA, 5.8S rRNA, LSU-rRNA); nuclear-transcribed mRNA catabolic process, RNase MRP-dependent.
AUGGACACUCAAGAGAUUCUUGCGGUACACGAUAUCUUGCAUCUUGUUUACCACCGCAACAAGAAUCAACACCGUCAAGCAAAAUGGUGGAAGUGGUUGUCGCAACUCAAGCGUACUGCGCGGGAUCUCGCGUCGCGGGAUACAGGGAUCGCUAUUCCGGUCUCUCAUAAGGAGUAUCUAUCGACGCAUCUGAUUCCCAGGUGUUAUUUAGCAUUCUCGACAGUGGUCGCUGAAAAUCAGUUCAUGGCACUGGGCAUUGUGCUGAUGGCGACAUUGUCCCGCUUCUCCAGGGCGGCGGGCAUCAAGCUUAAAGAAAAAGAAGAGACGCGCCCAAAGCCACAGGUCAAGAAGACGCUUUUGGUUCCAUCGACUCCCACUGAAGAUCGUGGAGAACGCGUCAGUCGCACUGAUAUCUCAGGGCCGGUCUCAUCUCAGCCUGAACCCGAGUCUCGAGUUGUCAAAUCCAGCAAAAAGUCAGAGAAGUUGGGUAUGGAAGUAGAUGUGCCUACUCCUCCUGCUGCUGCUACUGCUACUGCUACUGCUACUGCUACUGCUACUGCCCCGCCUCCUAAGAAAGCGAAGAAAAGCAAAAAGAAGAAAAAUGCCAUUGAUGAUUUGUUCAGUGGUCUUCUGUGA